Molecule: messenger RNA, 621 nt
Organism: Ilex paraguariensis (yerba mate)
Lineage: Eukaryota; Viridiplantae; Streptophyta; Magnoliopsida; Aquifoliales; Aquifoliaceae
Source: the annotation of a GenBank genome assembly
AUGAGUAGUGGUCACAACGGAGGUGGGCCUUGUGGUGCCUGCAAGUUUCUAAGGAGAAAGUGUGUGAAAGGGUGCAUAUUUGCUCCAUAUUUUGACUCGGAGCAGGGUCCGGCUCACUUUGCAGCAGUGCACAAGGUGUUCGGAGCCAGCAAUGCUUCGAAGCUGCUUCUGGGAAUACCGGCACACAAGCGCCUUGACGCCGUGGUUACUCUCUGUUAUGAAGCUCUGGCUAGGGUUAGAGAUCCUGUUUAUGGCUGUGUUGGCCAUAUCUUUGCUCUCCAACAGCAGGUGGUAAAUUUGCAGGCGGAGUUGGCAUACAUUCAAGCCCGUCUCUCUACCAUGCAACGCCUCCCCUUGCUGCCUCCUCUUCCCCAACGUCAAUCCCCUUCAGAAUUCGCAUCUACAUGUAAUGCAUCAAUGCAUUUUGAUCCUGCACAAUCUGAACAAUCAUCAAUGGAAAUGGAUAGCUUCUGUGAUUUUACUGAUCAAGAACUCGAAGAUGAUCUCCAAGCGUUAGCUCGAGAAUUUGUGUAUCGAUACUUGCCAGGAAUCAAGAAAUUGGAGAUGAUAAUCUCCAAGCGGUUGCUUGCGAAUUUGUCUCUCGAUACUUGCCAGGAGUAA